AUGUCUGGUUUUGUUCCAAUUAAUCCAAAACCUUUUUUGCAAGAAUUAACAGGAAAAUCUGUAUUAAUAAAGCUUAAAUGGGGCCAAGAAUAUAUAGGAUUUCUUCAGAGUGUUGAUUCCUAUAUGAAUAUUCAGUUAGCAAAUACAGAAGAAUAUGUAGAUGGAAAAAAUACAGGUCAAUUAGGUGAAGUAAUGAUUCGAUGCAAUAACGUCCUCUGGAUUACUGGUAAUGUUGAUUGUAUUAAUUCGAAAGAAGGUUAG
This is a messenger RNA of Pneumocystis carinii B80, 261 nucleotides long. Its product is annotated as small nuclear ribonucleoprotein F. Gene Ontology annotation, cellular component: catalytic step 2 spliceosome; U1 snRNP. Lineage: Eukaryota; Fungi; Ascomycota; Pneumocystomycetes; Pneumocystales; Pneumocystaceae. Bases 1 to 261 code for a protein of 86 amino acids. The transcript is spliced from 3 exons. Gene Ontology annotation, biological process: spliceosomal snRNP assembly; mRNA splicing, via spliceosome. Gene Ontology annotation, molecular function: RNA binding. The record is from RefSeq and is a predicted model, not a curated record.